UGAGUAUCUCCAAGCCACGGCAAACAACAUUACCUUGGUUCUGUCCAGCUACGGUGCAUCGGCAUAUUUUUAAACUCUGGCUAAAGUUAGCUGGGACACCCUGUAUAUGCACUUGCUCUUCACUUGGUAGCACCAGUGGUAGCACUGAAGUCUUCCCUCUAGGUGUGCUUGCUAGAUAAGUAGGGAAGCCUACACAUUCUUUCAAACUAUUGCAGCUUGUAAUGAAACAUAUAACAGCACAAUUAAGCUACAAUGUUAAAGACAUACUAAAUAUUAUGACUUACCAAAGUCAUAUGUACACAAAAUAUGCAACUACAACACUGUAUUCGGAUCAUAAAAACAAACAUAAUGAGGUCAACUAUAAAAAAAAUAUUGCGGGAAUUGUUUUGGACAGGCUGCUCAAUGAAAUGAGCACAUAUGUAGAUUCUACAUUACAUGUACCAAGCAUUUCAAGUUAAAUUAGCGACAGCUUAUGAAAUAUCAUUGUAAAUUGCGUUCACUCGCCCUUCCUGUGCUAGCAAUCCGAUUGCUUGCAUUUCCUAAGCUAUUUGGAGAGCGCCCUUUAAAGCAGACGAGGAAAGAUGUCCCAAUGUAUGUUCAUGUGUUCUCGCACACUUUCACCAGUGGCCACUGUGUUGAUGCCAGUGGACUGAAAUGAGAACGAUCAGUUGGCACAUUGCAAGGGAGCAAGAAUAAUUAAAACCGCUAUGCGCUUAAAGCAUUAUCAUGUUUUAGGUCAACUGCUCACUACCAUUCAAGACACCACAUUCAGUUACCUUGCAUUGGUCCGAUACUGCUGCGUUAUUGGUUAAUCGGUUAAUCGUAUUUUCUACUUAGACCUCCCCGCAAGGACUAAUUUAUGCAACUAAUCAUGCACGAAUCAAUACUGCCCUUCCAUGGUUAAAAUGGCUGUGUAAAUAACCCAUCACAUGGACUCAGCCGCCAAUGCUAUGCACACUUGCACUUCAACUUACUUAGUGCACUGACAUGCCUAAAUAGAGGUUCCUCUGCUCUGUCUGAUGUACACUAGGAAAAUUUGUUGCACAAGGACCAAGAAGCGCGGCAUGCCCUGUUGCGUGAAGUUUACGAAGAGCUCACUCCGUGCGUACACAUGGCACACGAACGAACUCGGCAGGCGGCCGACUGAGUGCCGCUAAGGCCGCGCAACGUAGAGUCCGACACCAGUCACAAACUGGAAGUAAUCGUGACUACCAGGAGUAACAGGAUAUUUUACGCCAAGGGGAUUCACGAUUAAUGUUUGCAGUAUCUACUAGAGAGUUAUGCAGCGUAUAUGCGGUAUCCAUUCGCGAACUAGAAAAACUAUAACAAGAAGAAAGCUACAAUAAGCAGCGCAAUAUAUUGCAACCAUUCCGAGGUGCCAAAGAAAAUCGAAUUUGCCUGUCUCACAUUGGACACAAAGUUCCUCUAAAUAUCAUAAAAAAACCAAUCACAUGAGAGAAAACAGGGAAAAAAAAAAUCGGAACCUGAAUCACAAGCGAUAACAGCACGGUGUGGUGCACGCAAUAUUCUAUGGGUGCGCUGUAGCACAAGGCAAGGAAAUAGGACGGGCACUUGACCUCAUCUCUUGCACUACCGUACCAGUAAUGAAUCAUUAACAUAGAGCCUGUAUGUCAGUUCUCUUGUCUGCAACAUUCCACAAUCACGGCUGUCUAGGGGAUAUAGGCAAAGUGCACAGAGACAGCAAUUCCCGUCUUUCUUUCAAACUUGCUAGUUUCACCCAUGACGGCGGAUCUCGAUGCCAGGCACACGAAAGCAACAUUUAUUCUGAUGUUCGUCCUAAUACUCAGCUUAACGCCUUAAUUACAACAUCACUGAAAAGGCUCCUCACAUAGCGAUGAGAAUCAGCUUGAAGAGCAAAUUAGUGCCCUCCACUCGGCGCUCUCCAAUGCAAAACUCAGCUGCUCUACAAAUUAAAACCAUACAAACAAAUCACUGCACAUGCCAGCACCAAGUAAGACCUCAAAACACUGGAAUACUUGCAUGACAUAGGACAGCACAACCGAAAACGGGCAGAAACACACAACAGCCCAAACCAAGCGCAAUUACAGAACUAUGCACAGGCCGGUUUCAUGCGGGAGCCGGCAGCCGCGGCCACAAGCUUGGUCAUGUGCACCGUGGUCAUGUGACCGAUGUGAUGACGGUAUCGCCACCUUGCGUAAGGUUGGCUAGUGUUGAUGGGUUGUUCAUAGCUUCAGAGAUUUUUUUGCCGCGCAAAUCUCGGAGGUCAUGGGUUGUUGAAGCCGUGGUUGAAGCGCGCGGUGUGGUGUGUGGGCUUGGUAUGCACGUCGUGCGCGUUGCGUGUGUCUAUUUAUCCGCUGUGAAUCGCCCCGCGCCAGACACUGCCCUCUCUUCCGUUGUUCUUUUCGCGCACUGGCUCGUUUGUUUGAUGCCACUCUGUCUCAAGCACGAGCGUUGAGCGGGAAGUUGCCACUGUGCGUUUCGCAGGCCUUUCAUUACCGCACCCUCCCUUCCCCCCCCCCCCCCUUUAUUUCGGAUGCUGUCACUGCCCCAUCAUUGUGGUUGCGGUGUGUUAAGAGACGAUCGGCGCUUCUGAGCAGGCGCAAUCACACCACGAUAUGCGCCCAAGCGUGCUGAGCCCUCACCGUUUGACUUCCAGCAAUAUUAAAGCGCAUAGAUUUCUGUGUCUGGUUGUUUUUAUGGUUGAUAAGAUGUCAGCGGUCGGCCGGCGGACUGUUGAUUUGCAAGGAAAACGUUAGUUAGUUCGCUCUCGCUAACUAUAUUUCCCUCGCAUCUCUCUCGUUGUUUCGUUCGCUCACCUAUGAUGGUUUCUGCACAUUCUUUUCUAUACAUUGUGCUCACAUUAGAAUUCGCCGCAACACUUUCUGCAGAAUGUGCAUGAAAUAAAUGUAGUGCUUUUACAGUCCGUGCAACUUUAAAGGAAUGAAAGACAGUUUACAGCACAAGUGAAUUGUAUGCUGUGGGCACAUAGGCAGAGGGAACAACCAGUGCUCCCUGCCAAGGCUAAAAUAUUGCCUGCAGUUGAAUAGCAAAGCGAGUGCAAGCAUGUCAAAUAAAUUACCUAAAAUAUAUAGAAAACUUGGACAACCUGGACAAUCUAAUUUUCUGUUGCACCCAACGUAAAUACGGGACAUUUUGGGACAACAGGGUUGCUGAAAACUAGGUGCAACCAGUUUGGUGGAUGCGUGUACGUAGCUGGCACUAACAUCAGGACAUAUUUCAAAACCAGGACAUGUCCCACGAAUUCCAAAUCUACUGAUAAUGCCUGACUGCAUAUGCUCCAGAGUGCUCAUUAUGUGAAUGAACUGCUUAUUUGUUCCUAAUGCUUCAUUUCUGCUUUUAGUAAACAAUGCUUCACAAUGUGCAAUGUAGUGACAAAAACUUGCUAAUGUUGUGACUAUGAGGAUGUAAACAUUGUUUUAUCCUUUGUCUACAUGCUUAGAGGCGCUGCUGAGCAUUUGCGCCCAUGCCAUGUAAUGAGGGAAGUAGUUUUUCAGGUUUGUAAGAAACCGGUUGACAAAAAGAACUAUACAACAUAUUGUAUCAUUAGAAUUUUGUUGGGCCUGACGAAGUUAUAUUAAUGGUGAAAGAGGCUGUUCAUUAUUCGAAAAGUGUUUGAUUACCUUCCGGCUUAUUCGAUUCGUAUUCUGUCUCAGAAUUUAUUUAUUUUCGUACUUUAGGUGCCCAAAGGCAUUACAGAGAGGAGUGAAGUUACAAAAUGUUAGAAACAGCAUUUUCAAAGACAGCAUCAGUGAUGGUAGCAAUGGAAGAAAGAAGGCGGUUCCAUCCACUUCUGGUCCGAGGGAUUAAAGAAUAAAAAUUAAAAUGUUUGUUAGUGCAACAUCUGGGGGCAACACCCACUUUGAAGUGAUGAUCACUGACACAAAAUAUAGUUCGGCUUAAGCAGGAGUUGAUAUUUAAAAGCUUGUGGCACAAACAUAAGCGUUUGCCCACCUCUAGUUUACCGCUCAUUUUAAUCCUCUCCAUAUUGUCUUUAUUGGAUCUGUAAAGUGUAGCAGCUUGUGCCUUCAUAAGUUCUUGCUACUAUGGUGGUAGCCUUUUCAAGCUGCCCCUCUUUGUCCAUCUCCAUUUUCUUUGACAGUGUGCAGUCCCUGAUGCCCUCUACAAUCCUCUCAUGGAUUGUUUCACUGCGGAGAUAAAUGAGGUUGCAUACUUUUGCCAAGUGAUACAGUUCAAUGAUGGACUCCUUGACUUCCUUGGCUUCUGUCUGUUCUCUUCUGAUGAAAUUAAGUGCCUUGUUCAUAGAUGAUGGUUCUCGUAUGUCUCUAGAAUGAUAUAGUAUGUCAUAUUCUUCUCCUUUGUCAACAUCACUGGAGAACACCUUGUACCUUUUUUCAAGAGUAAACGUGGGUAUGGGCUUAUUCCACCUCACAUUUUGUAGAAAGUCCACACGCGAUGCGAAGACACUCAAAAUGCCAUUUCCACUGCGGCCACUCACUUCGGUUUGUGUUAUUGGAAUUCCUCGGAAGGUUAACAUUGGAAACGUGAUGCAUCACUACAUAAACUGCAGCACUGCCAUGUUCCUCUUUCACAGGUGCUGCCUUGCCCAGGCGUCUUGCUUGAAUGUUUUACUGAGUGUUUUGACUCAUUUUGUCUACUUGCACUGUUGUUAAGCGGGGACGUUGAGCUUAAUCGAGGCCCAGGGAUAGCAGAGCAACUCGAAGAAAUUCUCCAACAUCAAAAGGCUUCUUCAUGUGAACUAAAGUCUAUCGGAGUUAAGCUAGACUUACACAUAACCGCGACAAACGUGAGACUGGCUUCCAUUGAAGUUAAACUGGAAGUGCUUUCACAGACAGCUAAAGGGAUGGAGACGUGAGCAAUCGCUUAGGGAACUAAAGGAAGUGAUUGUUUUACUAUGGAGAAAUGUGGACUACAUUGAAAAUUAUUCUCGACGAAACAAUCUGCUCGUGUAUGGUAUUCAGGAGUCUGAAGCAGAGAUGGUAAAUAGUCUUAAGGAACAUAUUCUUACAGAAAUUUUUGAACACAAACUUGAAAUAAAAGUAGAGAGCAUAGAGAGUUAACACCGCCUAGGAAGAAAAGUGAUAGGGAAAGCACAUCUGGUGAUUAUAAGGUUUUUUGACUUCACUGAAAAGGCGGAACUUCUCAGAAAUGCUUCGAAGCUGAAGGGAACUCAAACGUACAUUUCGGAAGACUUCUCACCUAGGCUAAGAAAAAUUGGAAAGCUGCUCUGGGGGCUACUGCUAAAGAUAAGGAGCCUGAGGAUAAACUGUACCUUAAGUAUGACAAAUUAGUCAUUAACAAAGCGCAUGGGAUGAAAGAAAAAAAUCAAAGGUUUAAAGUACCUGAUGCCACUUCACGCGGUAUUGAUCACAGCUUUGAGAGUGGUUUAGCGAAAGCCUCACAACAGGGGAAAAGUGCAGGUCGGUCCGCGAAGGAAAUGCGCCAAUGCUUCUAGUACUUGACAAGCCACAGGUUCAGAAUCACCGAGGUCUUUUUUUUUACACCCACGGUUCUCCGAAUCAAGCUAAGCAUAAACCGCCAUCGGCUAAUAUUAAUGCUCGAAGUCGUCUUGAUGGCAAGACGACCCCAUCGCCAGAUACGUGCCAGUUACGUGUGAUAUCCUUGAACGCUAGAAGCACUGUAAACAAAAUAGAUAGCUUUGAAGUUCUGCUCUUUUCUUACGAUCCCCACCUACUGGGGAUUUCCGAGACAUGGUUACAAAGUGGUAUUCUUGACGAAGAAAUUGUGCCACAGGACUACGUCAUAUACAGACGAGAUCGUGGCUCACGUGGUGGAGGUGUUGCGGUGAUUGCGAAACGAGUAGUAAAUGUAACGCUGCUUGAACAAAUUGAUCAGCGUGAAAGUUUGUUGUUGCAUGUAACUGCGCAUGGUUUCACUUUUUUUCUUUGUGCUGUAUAUCGUGCACCUGAUGCAGCGGAUUCUUUCAUGUAUAGUCUAUUUGACCGCUUACUACCUUACCAAAACCGGAACUUAAUUAUUACUGGUGAUUUUAACUUCCCAGCUAUUGAUUGGGAUAAACGGUAUUAUGGCCUGUCUGCCUCAUGUAAUAUUAUUCUAGGUCUGAUGUUUUCUUUAAACCUUAAGCAAACCGUUCAUGCAUACACCAGAGAGACAUCUGUCCUAGACCUCUUCUUUGUUAGUCAAACCUUUUUUGAUGGAGUGCUUAGUGUUCAAGCUGGAAUCUCGGGCCAUCGUCUGUUAUUUUUCUGUUGUGUUUCGCCAGUUGUUUGCAGGAUGCAUCCGGUUAAAAUGAUCAAGGACUGUACACGUGCUGACGAUAACGCAAUCAUCGACUCUUUACAAUCACAGUUAGAUGACCCUUGCAGCGAUGACCUUGAUAGUUUAUGGCAGCACUUUAACAAUACAGUACAGUACAAUAUUGAACAUUUUGUUCCCCUUAGAAAGGUUCGUAUUAAUCGCCGCUAUCGUUGGAUAAGUCGUGAAAUUAUUCAGAUGAAACGCAAAGUGAAGCGCUGUAGGAAGAAAAAAAUACCUUGUCCACAACAGUUCUAGGUUCUAAAAGAAGAACUUGCCUCUAAGUUAAAAUUAGCAAAGUCCUGUUAUUUUGACACGACGCUCCCCGAAUUUAUCAGAAGUGAUCCCCAAAAAUUUUUGAAUUUUCUGGGUCGCAGGACUGACCACUUGACCAAAAUUCGAGUUAAUAACAGAGUUGUAACCGACUCCACGAUCAUAGCGCAAGGUUUUAACUCGUAUUUUCAAAGCGUGUUCCUUAUGGAACGGGCAACCAUAGCUAGAAAUCCAGUUGAAGAUCCUGGUGACGUACCAACUAUCUCUGUGAACGGUGUUGUGUCUAUGCUGCGUAAACUCGAAAGAUAAAAAAUCUGCAGGCCCCGAUGGGCUUCCAAAUGCCUUUCUCAAGCAUUUUGCAGCACAGGUAUCUCUUUUCCUAACGAGGAUCUUUCAAGUUUUGUUACUUUUGGGUGAUGUGCCGGAGGACUGGAGGGUGGCCCGCGUUGUGCCAAUUUUUAAAUAAGGGGACAAGCUAACCAUUUCUAAUUAUCGACCAAUUUCAAUCACUUCCUCUUGUUGCAAGUUGCUUGAACACAUAGUUUCUGGUUAUCUUAACUCCUAUCUUGCUGAAAAUAAAAUUUUAUCACCUGUGCAACAUGGCUUCCGGAAAGAAAUGUCCACUGUGACACAGUUAGUUACAACAAUUCAUGAUUUUUCUGUUGUGCUUGAUAAAUCAGGGCAGAUUGAUGUACUUAUUUUAGAUUUCCGCAAGGCAUUUGACACAGUUCCCCACAGUAAACUUAUUUAUAAACUGGAAAGUAUUGGCGUCCCUACUUACCUUGUUAAUUGGAUUAAUGCUUAUUUAAAACACAGGACACAGUACGUAGAGGUUAAUGGUUGUAAAUCUGAAGUGCUUCCAGUUAUGUCAGGUGUACCCCAAGGAAGCGUAUUAGGCCCGCUGCUCUUUCUAAUUUAUAUCAAUGAUUUGCCAGCUGCUAUUUCCAAAAAUGUCUGUCAGGCUUUUUGCAGAUGACUGCAUUCUUUUUAAGAGCAUAAACGAGCAUAAUGAACAUUACCUCUUACAAAACUCGCUGUUAGCCGUUCAUCAAUGGUGCCUUAAAUGGAAUAUGCAACUUAACCUAGAUAAAACUGUCAUCUUGCAAAUUUCGCGCAAAAAGCAGGUUUCUCCUUUCUCUUACAGCCUUCUAAAUCAUUCUAUUAUGGAGGUCAGACAUCAUAAAUACUUAGGGGUUACGAUAACAAACGGUUUAACAUGGUCUGGGCAUAUUGCAGACAUUAGUUCCUCAUCAUUUUCCAAGCUGUGCUUUCUGAGGCGGAAGCUUAGAGGCACUCCAAGUAAGCUUAAACGUCUUGCAUACAUAACAUUUAUUAGAUAAAAAUUAGAGUACGCGUUGGUCUUAUGGGACCCGUUCAUAAAGGAGGACAUUUACCAGCUUGAGAUGGUGCGAAGGCUAGCAAUUAGGUUUAUUUAUAACAAAUACAGAAGGCUUGAUUCACCUACGACACUAAUGAAAACAAAUAACAUCCCACUACUUCAAGUACGUAGGAAAAUGUCCCAUUUGUUGCUCAUGCAUAACAUUUUAGCACAUAAACUAAACAUUUCGCGUCCCACAGUACUUAAACAGCUAUCAUCUAGACGAACACACUACACAGGAAGUCAUUUACUGCAACCAAUUUUUGCAAGAACUGAAACCUUGGGACACAAUUUUUUUCUCGAGGACCGUUUCCGACUGGAACUGUCUCCUGGGGGCCAUUUUCCAGUCCCCUAAUUUUGUUAAAGCUCUAGAAGAGCAUUUGUUUGAGUGAAUGAGUGCUGUGUAUGUGCGUAUAUGUGUAUAUAUGUAUAAAUAUGUAUAUGUGUAUGUGUAUACAUAUUUUUCUGCUUGUUUAUUAGUGGCAAUCUCUUAAACUGCUGUUUCUUUCUUUUUUUCUUUUUGUGUCACAGUGCAUUUUCAUGCCUUGUAUAGCCGCUCCUGCAUGGGCCAAAACUGUUGGCCUGCAGUAUUUUGAAAUAAAUAAUAAAUAAAUAAACAUAUACUACCACAAUGUUGUGUGUUUGGAGAGCAGAAAACUUUGCAGACAUUCAAUCUACAAGUCUAUUCAAUGUAGUGUCCCUUGCCAGGUGCUUAGAAUGGUUGAUUUUAACAAAUUGGCUACCAAAUAUUGCACGCCCUGUGUGGCCUUCCGUCCGGAUUCUUUUUGUCCUGUAUACACACCACAUUAUAUAAUGUUCUAUGGUAAUGAACGCUGAAAAAUACG
Molecule: messenger RNA, 8754 nt
Organism: Dermacentor silvarum
Lineage: Eukaryota; Metazoa; Arthropoda; Arachnida; Ixodida; Ixodidae
Exons: 2
Coding region: 5428-6516 (362 amino acids)
Molecular function (GO): catalytic activity
Source: RefSeq, a predicted model, not a curated record